CCCCUUAUCCAUUCCCAACUGCCUGUAGUCACUUUCACACAUUCUCAACUGCAUAAGAGGCAGGGUCAGAUCAAGGGGUUCGUUUCAAAAGAAAAAAAAAGGCUAGCUUUAAUUCAGUGGAGGGAAACGUACAACAGAUUGUAUUUCCUCCAUCUACUGCUGCAGGACAGCCUCGCAGCCUACCUCAAGAAGGCUCUCUCUCACACGGCAGCAUUGUCGGGCUUCUUUUGCACCCUUGCAAAAAAAAAAAAAAGGCUCCUUCGAUUAAUUUGUCAGCGAUGUCCAAAGCGAGAUCGUCCAUGCCAGGGGCACUGGUGUUGCACCAAGCGUUUGCAAGCAUCAUGGGUCGCCAAAAGUAUUCUUCUCUCGAAUGUUUAGAAUGAAGGUUUUUGUGAGAGCCAGAAAGCAGAGAUGUCGGUGCCUUUACUCAAAAUUGGGGUUGUGCUUAGCACUAUGGCUAUGAUCACCAACUGGAUGUCGCAGACCCUACCAUCCCUGGUUGGGCUCAAUACCACCAAGCUGACGGCAACGACAGGAAACUUAGACAGGAGCACGGGAGUGUUGCCAGCUAAUCCAGAGGAGUCCUGGCAGGUGUACAGCUCAGCCCAGGACAGCGAGGGCAGAUGUAUCUGCACAGUGGUGGCGCCCCAGCAGGCGAUGUGUUCACGUGACGCCAGGACCAAGCAGCUGAGGCAGCUUCUGGAAAAAGUGCAAAACAUGACACAGUCCAUCGAGGUCCUAGACCGACGGACCCAGAGGGAUCUACAGUACGUAGAGAAGAUGGAGACCCAGAUGCGAGGUUUAGAAUCCAGGUUUAAGCAGGUGGAGGAAAACCACAAGCAGCAACUGGCUAGACAAUAUAAGGCAAUAAAAACGAAAAUGGAGGAACUUAGGCCUUUGAUACCAGUGUUGGAGGAGUACAAAGCCGAUGCAAAAUUGGUAAUGCAGUUUAAAGAGGAAGUCCAGAAUCUGACGUCAGUUCUUAACGAACUCCAGGAGGAGAUUGGCGCCUAUGACUACGAGGAACUUCAGAACAGAGUGUCAAAUCUUGAAGAAAGGCUCCGUGCAUGCAUGCAAAAAUUAGCUUGCGGCAAAUUGACAGGAAUAAGCGACCCUGUUACAAUAAAAGCAUCUGGAUCAAGGUUUGGAUCGUGGAUGACUGACCCCCUGGCUCCAGAAGGCGAUAACCGGGUUUGGUACAUGGACGGCUACCACAACAACCGUUUUGUGCGGGAGUACAAGUCCAUAGCUGACUUCAUGAACACAGACAACUUCACCUCCCACCGCCUCCCCCACCCUUGGUCUGGCACUGGCCAGGUGGUCUACAACGGCUCCAUCUACUUCAACAAGUUCCAGAGCCACAUCAUCAUCAAGUUCGACUUCAAGACCUCGUCUAUCAGCAAGACACGCACCCUGGACUAUGCUGGCUACAACAACAUGUACCACUAUGCCUGGGGAGGCCACUCGGACAUCGAUCUCAUGGUGGAUGAGGGGGGCCUGUGGGCAGUCUAUGCCACAAACCAGAAUGCCGGGAACAUCGUCAUUAGCAAGCUAGACCCCAACACCCUUCAGGUCCUGCAGAGCUGGGCAACAAACCACCCCAAACGGAGCGCUGGAGAGGCCUUUAUGAUCUGUGGCACCCUCUAUGUCACCAAUGGCUACUCAGGAGGAACCAAGGUCUACUAUGCCUUCCAAACCAACACCUCCACCUACGAAUACAUUGAUAUCCCUUUCCAAAACAAGUACUCCCAUAUCUCUAUGCUGGACUACAAUCCCAAGGACAGGGCACUGUAUGCAUGGAACAAUGGACACCAGGUGCUCUAUAAUGUUACCCUGUUCCAUGUCAUCAGGUCUGAUGAGUUGUAGUCCAUCCAAAGACCUUCUUCUAUAUAUAGCGCAUUGCUUCAUGUAGGGGAAAUGCUAUGAAGGAGUUUAAAAACAUAGCUUAAGACAGCUGUCAAAAAGGUCAUACCUUUUUUUAAAAGAAAUAAAGAACUGUGUUUCUGAAGCAGUACCUCUACUUUUCCUGUGCAUUGUUCAUCAUCACACGCCCAUCAUCGGACUUGAGACUCAUGUUAUCAAGAUGGGACGCAGCUGGAACUGCACUUAGAGGAAAACAAGACGUAUAUAUUUAAGAUGUAGCAAUUAAAGCCCACCAACUAAAGAAAUGAAGGCAAUGACUGUUGGAAACACCUUGUUAUAAGUAUUUUUUUUUUUUUUGCGUGUGUGAAACUUAAACUUAAACUCUUGGUUUCUUCAUUAAUUUUGCAUGAGGAUUUUAUAACACCACGGUCAGCUUUACUGGAUGUUCUUUACUAUCUGAUGCUGUAAAAGUAAAACAUGUAAAAAGAAAAAAGAGGGGGGGGGGGGUGCUAGUCCAUAUCUUGCAAGACUAACUUUUUGUUUUGUCUUUUUGUUUGCUUUUUAUGUUCUUAUAUCACAUUGCUGUUAGUGUUGCUAUAACUGUGUUGUAUGUCUUUGUUAGGUCAGACUGUUGCAAAAUAAUCUAGCUUAUAUCUUUCCUGUCUAGUGAAAAAUGUCACGCGAGAACUUAUCAAAUAAUGUAUUAACGAGACAAUGUUUCGACUUUCUGGAUUCUUUCUGGAAGGAUGUUAUUUAAUGUUCUUUAGCAGAGAUACCUGGUGGCAACUUGGUCUGUUCAGCUUACAUGAAUAUGUAUUGUAUCUGCGAUGAGGUAGUUUGUAUUAAUAAAUGAAAGUUUUGGUUCCAUAAA
Molecule: messenger RNA, 2734 nt
Organism: Acipenser ruthenus (sterlet)
Lineage: Eukaryota; Metazoa; Chordata; Actinopteri; Acipenseriformes; Acipenseridae
Product: noelin
Exons: 6
Coding region: 412-1866 (484 amino acids)
Biological process (GO): signal transduction
Source: RefSeq, a predicted model, not a curated record